This is a messenger RNA of Entrophospora sp. SA101, 819 nucleotides long. Lineage: Eukaryota; Fungi; Glomeromycota; Glomeromycetes; Entrophosporales; Entrophosporaceae. The record is from the annotation of a GenBank genome assembly.
AUGGGGGUUGCAACUUUGGAUAAAGGGAACAAAGAAAAGUACAUAACCCAUUUAAUAGUAUGCCAUGCAGAAACAGUCAGAGGAUUAACAUUUAAUGAAAACAUGAAGGAAUUAUUACAAAAAUUAGAAUUUACAAUAGGUGAGCAGGAAGUGGAAGCUAUCAUUAAUAUUAAAGAUGAGAGAUUAGACACUGUUGCUAAAGCAAAUAAUGGUGAUAGUAUUUCUGUCAAUGGGACUUGUCUGACCGUGACAGAGUUUGAUAUUUCAGCUUCAUGGUUUAAAGUUGGACUUUCACCUGAAACUCUUAGAAGAACAAAUCUUGGAGAGUUGAAAGUUGAAAAUGUUAUCAUGCCAACUAAAAAAAUUGGUGAUAAAGUGAAUCUUGAAGUGGAUAUGUUGGGAAAAUAUGUUGAAAAAUUAAUUGAAUCAAAAUUAUUCAGUAGCAUUAAUAGUAGCAGUAGUAAUGAAAAUGUCGCAGAGUAUGUUGGAUCUGCCCUAGAAAGACCAGCUCAAGGACCAGUCUUCUUGGCCCCUGGUCCUCGAAAAAUGAAAUGGUGUAAAUAUGUAAAUAAUGAUAGUAUUCAUUUAAAAAUUCAAAUACUUGAAUAUUUUACUACAACUAUCGACACUUUCUCUAUUAAUGUUCAAAAUGAAUUAGCAUGUUAUUUGAGCACUCUACUAGAAGAUGAAACUGAACCUCUUGAUUGGUGUUAUGCACAAAGAAAAGAAUAUCCUAUUCUUAGUCUCAUUGCUCAUGACUAUUUAACAGUACAAGCAACAAGUGCAGCCUCAGAGAAAUCUUUUUCAACUGCCAGAUGA